AUGCCUAUCGAACAUGAAACCGCUGCGGUAGCGGCGCAGAACGAGAAAUCGAACGACAUCAAGACCAUACAGUCGACAGACCAGCCCGUCGCCGGCGAGGACAAGCCGCAUGCCGAUGUGACAUACCCACCCGAUAAUGCGAACCGUCGCAAUCCUGCCGGCACACGUCUAGGCUCGCUGCUCAGAGCCUUUGAACAGCAGCUUGUCGAAUAUAACCUGGAGGCGCGCGGCAUUGAGCGAGUGGCAGCGGAUGAGCGCAUGAAGCGACUGUCAUGGGUAUCGUACCUGCAGGCAUUCUUGCUAUGGGUUUCAAUCAACCUGGCGGCGAACAACAUCACUCUGGGGAUGCUGGGGCCUGCUGUCUAUGGGUUGAGCUUUAAGGACUCAGCCCUAACGGCAGUGUUUGGCACCCUUGCGGGUGCCCUGGUGGCGUCGUGGAUGGCUACUUGGGGUCCGAUCUCGGGGAUCAGAACUAUGGCCUUUGGUCGGUACUCGAUGGGUUGGUGGCCCAGCAAGAUUAUCGUUCUGCUGAAUCUCAUCCAAAUGAUUGGAUACUGCUUGAUCGACUGUGUCGUCGGAGGUCAGAUCUUGUCUGCUGUUUCGCCGGGAGGCAUGUCAGUUGCUGUGGGAAUCGUGAUCAUUGCCAUCAUCAGUUGGGUAGUUGCAACUUUUGGCAUCCAAGUUUUCCAUUACUAUGAGCGCUUCGCUUUUCUCCCCCAGCUGAUCGUUGUAUGUAUCCUCUUUGGCGUCUCGGCUACGAAAUUCGACCUGUCCACAGUUUCUGAGGGCGAUUCCCGAACGGUUGCCGGUAACAGGCUAUCGUUUUUCUCCCUCUGUCUCAGUGCAGCAAUUACCUAUUCCCCGCUUGCGGCAGACUUCUUCGUCUACUAUCCCGAGCACACAUCGCGCCUCACAAUCUUUACCCUCACCUUAGCUGGCCUCCUAUUAUCCUUCACCAUGGCUUUAGUGUGCGGCAUCGGCCUCGCCUCCGGAAUCAGCUCCUACCCUGAAUACGCCUCCGCCUAUGAUCGUGGACAGGGGGCCCUCAUCGUGGAAGGCUUCGGUCCCCUCCACGGCUUUGGCAAGUUCUGCUCCGUCAUCAUAGCCCUGGGCCUGAUCGCCAACACCGUCGCUCCCACUUACUCCUCCGGCGUGGACUUCCAGAUCCUCGGUCGCUACGCGGAGAGAGUGCCGCGCGUGAUCUGGAACACGGUCGGCGUCAUCAUCUACACUGUCUGCGCCCUCGCGGGCCGCAGCAACCUUUCCGACAUCUUCACCAACUUCCUCGCCCUUAUGGGCUACUGGGUGGCCAUUUGGUUCGCCAUCAUUAUCGAGGAGUUUUUCUUCUUCCGCUUCCGCACCGGUUACAACUGGGCCGCGUGGCGUGAUCCCUCCAAGCUGCCCAUCGGCAUCGCCGCUUUCAUCGCGUUCGUCAUUGGCUGGGCCGGCGCAAUUUUGUGUAUGGCCCAGGUCUGGUAUAUCGGCCCCAUCGCGAAGCUGGUCGGCGAGUACGGCGCUGAUAUGGGCAACUACGUCGGCUUUACCUGGGCGGCGGUCGUGUAUCCCCCGUUGCGGUAUCUAGAGCUGCGCUUUAUUGGCCGGUAG
Molecule: messenger RNA, 1605 nt
Organism: Penicillium macrosclerotiorum
Lineage: Eukaryota; Fungi; Ascomycota; Eurotiomycetes; Eurotiales; Aspergillaceae
Product: purine-cytosine permease family protein
Exons: 5
Coding region: 1-1605 (534 amino acids)
Biological process (GO): transmembrane transport
Cellular component (GO): plasma membrane; fungal-type vacuole membrane
Molecular function (GO): transmembrane transporter activity
Source: RefSeq, a predicted model, not a curated record